Molecule: messenger RNA, 339 nt
Organism: Cetraspora pellucida
Lineage: Eukaryota; Fungi; Glomeromycota; Glomeromycetes; Diversisporales; Gigasporaceae
Source: the annotation of a GenBank genome assembly
AUGACUGCUCGCCCCAGAGUACCUGUAUGCCGACAGUGUAAUGCUGUUUUUUCAAAAACUACAGGAGUUUCAACUUUAAGAAGACAUCUUAAUAAACAUAAAAUUAAUGCACCAGCAAGACGUCAAACCAUUCUUCAAUUUCCCAGAACUGAUCUGUAUAAUGAUAAAGAACAAAAAGAGAGAGACAACAAAUUAAUUACCUGGAUUAUUACUGAUCAACAACCCUUUACUGUUGUUGAAAAUCAAGUAUCCACUUGUUUUUGUAAUGAUUUACGUGGAUUAUGCAAACUUAAAGGAAUUUCAUUUCUUAAACCUGAGUUGGAUAUUGAUAUAAGAUAG